AUGCCCAAUGCCCCCAAUUUUUUUUUCUUUUUUACUUACAAAAAAUACCAUCAUAAUAAACCCAAACAAAGACGGCACUCGGUUUGCCACCAGGGUCUCCGAGCGGUUUGGCAGGCGGGUAUUUACAAGCCCACAGCGGAGACUGACCCCGGCAAGCAAGCAGCCACCGGAGUUUCCAAACUGCGUUCCCUUCUCACUCAAAGAAACGAGGGGGUUAUGACCAUGAUCAACAACAUGCUAACGUUAAACAAGAAAAUGUUACAAAAUAGAAAUUAUUACCAUACAUGUCCAGCAUGCAGGAUUAAUAUUUUUAAUGCAGAUUUUCGUAUUUUUUUCUAUAUAAUCGAGCAGGCAAUAAAACUGAUGAUUUUUUUUGCGCGCGCAGAAUGUUCUAACCGAGGUCCGCGUCUCUCGGGGGCUGAGAGCCAGGAUUCUCCGGACCUGGACGGACAGGUCCGUCUGUCGGUCCUUCCUCGCCUCGCGCCUGCCAGAUCGCCAGGGUCCCUCUCUCCUCGCAGCUCUCCUCCAGGCUGUGAGGAUGCGAGCGCCCCGGCUUAA
Molecule: messenger RNA, 558 nt
Organism: Pipistrellus nathusii (Nathusius's pipistrelle)
Lineage: Eukaryota; Metazoa; Chordata; Mammalia; Chiroptera; Vespertilionidae
Source: the annotation of a GenBank genome assembly